Messenger RNA from Laetiporus sulphureus 93-53, 4317 nucleotides. RefSeq lists its product as uncharacterized. Gene Ontology annotation, cellular component: endoplasmic reticulum membrane; peroxisomal membrane. Gene Ontology annotation, biological process: coenzyme A metabolic process; isoprenoid biosynthetic process; ergosterol biosynthetic process. The record is from RefSeq and is a predicted model, not a curated record. Bases 1 to 4317 code for a protein of 1438 amino acids. Gene Ontology annotation, molecular function: protein binding; hydroxymethylglutaryl-CoA reductase (NADPH) activity. NCBI's taxonomy places the organism in Eukaryota, Fungi, Basidiomycota, Agaricomycetes, Polyporales, Laetiporaceae. The transcript has 11 exons.
AUGCCAGACGGUAAUGAAAACCAUUCAAAUGUCAGAGCGUUUGAAUGCAGGAUCGCUUCGUCGAAGGCUGGACUGGACAGGAGGAAGGCAUCUAGUGCAAAGGCGGAGUACCAAUGUCGGAGCGGCCAAGAGCCGUCUGUUCCAAGACGUGCGGCCGCUAUCGUCUCGGGGACCUAUUUCUUUAUCCGCCGUUUCAGCAUAUGUGUGGCGGCGGGCGAUAAGCAAAAGCUUUGUUUCGGGCGUGAAAAGGUCGAGUAUUCCGGUCGGAAGACCGACGGGAGCGGCCGUGGCAGCUCCCAACACGAGGCGGUGGCAGAGAGAUCGUCGCGCACAAAGAAUGUCUCCGCAUUUGCAGACGUCGGUCACCAAGCUUCGUGCGCUGAAGACUGGAAAGUCGGGAUGGCGGGAGGCCCGGGGUACAGCCUGCGUCCAACUGUAACCGUAUCAGAGAACAAUCGUUCCACUAAAAUAUUCGCUUUUAUUGCGGUAUUUCCUCGCGACCCAUGGCGACGACGUGUCCCGCAACCCCCCGCGACCCUGUCUGUUUGCGAGCGACGGCAUAAGCCCGUUGCUGAUACACAGAGCACAAAACGUAAACAUAUCACCAGGAGGUUUCGGAUGCGUGCUCUCGUCCGGCCCCUCGCAGUACACAACGCGUUCUUUCCCAUCGAGUCCAUCGUCUCCGUAUUCGUCCUCGCAACCCUCGCCUACUUUCACAUCCUCACCGGCAUCAAGCAUUCGUCCUUCUUCGCCUCGACCUAUCCGACUAAUGUGCGUCCAGCGCAUGCCCGUCUCAGCGCCGACGAGUGGGUGGGUGUGAGCCAGCGCGAUUGGAGCGAUGCAUGGAAGCAUCCAGAACACGGCAUGAAGGCCCUGGAACUGCAACAGAUCGUGUUCAAACUUGAUGAGCCCAAGGCGAAGGCUAGUACAGAGCUUGGUUCAAAGCCAUCUGUCUUGUCCGAGAUCACCCAACAUCUUCCGUCACAGCUGACAAGUCUUUCGGGCGAGCCGUACUCGUCGGUGUGCUACUACCCAGGUUCAAACGUCACAGGCGUGCCAUGCUUUGUGUCAUCGUCGGCCGACGACGCAUCGUCCGCCCUCACGUUGUCGUUUGUGCCCGGUGCACGCGAGGACUGGCUCGAGGCGUUGCGGCAAGUCAAGUCGGUCACCGUGGACGGCAUUGAGUAUGACCUGCACGGUGCGAAGCGCGAAGAGACAAUCGGCGAGAUGAAGAGCAGCAAGUGGGUCGCAUACGCUCUGCGCGCGACAUUUGUUCGCUUCUGGGAGCUCACCAAGAAAGCCGACUCGCUUGACAUCGUCGUCGUGCUUCUUGGCUACAUCCUAAUGCACGCGACCUUCCUUCGCCUCUGGCUCUCCUCUCGUGCACUCGGAUCCAACUUCUGGCUCUCGACAGGAAUAUUCUCGUCAUCAGUGACGGGCUUCCUCUUCGCGCUUACGUUCUGCCGAUACCUAAAUAUUCCUCUCGAUCCAAUUGCUAUGACGGAGGCGCUUCCGUUCAUGGUCUGCACGGUGGGCUUCGACAAGCCGCUGCGCCUUGCGCGCGCAGUGCUCGCGCAUUCGCAGACACUCAAGCCUCAAGAAGACGGGCGCAUGAAACCCGCUGGUGACGUCGUACUCGAAGCGCUUGACCGCGUCGGGAACGUGAUCCUACGCGACUAUGUGCUCGAGAUCCUGGUGCUACUCGUCGGUGUGAACAGUGGCGUUGGCGGACUCAAGGAGUUCUGCUCUGUCGCUGCUGUCUGCCUUGGGAUGGACUGUCUGAUGGUCUGCACGUUCUACACCGCCAUACUCACCAUUAUGGUUGAGGUACGCCGCGUGAAGCUCGUCCGCGAAAUGUCUCGCUCUCGCACGAGCAGCAUCGUCGCGCCAUCCGGCCAUGUAGUGCGCCCUGCGCUGUCCAAAUCCUCGAAGUCGGUCACAGCCCCAAAGAGCAUAAGCGAGCGGGUCAAGGCCGCUGUACUUGGUGUCAAGGGCUCGCUCCUGCCUGACUCGCAUGGCAGCAAGGCGCUUCCUGCGGAUGAGAACCCGAUGACGAGGCUUAAGUUGCUUCUGAUUGCCUCUUUCCUGACCCUCCAUAUCCUGAACUUCUGCACGACAUUGACUCCGGCUACCGCCCUAGCCCGUCAUAACAGGCACUCUGCACGGACAGCAGCUGAUGCGCUCCCUCCCGCUCCCCUUGUUGACAUCACUAGCCCUUCCAUCUCCAGCAUCCUCGCAGACCUCGCCAAUGCUGAGGAGGCCGGCCUUACUUCCCCUGAUCUUGUUGACCCUGAGUUGAUCGUCAAAGUCGCGCCUCCUGUCUAUCUCCACCUCGUCCCUGCAAGGAGCGUGGCCGCCUCGAAAACAGAGGCGAUUGAGAACUUCAUGUCUAGCUGGACCGACCUCGUCGGUGACCCAGUGUUCUCGAAGUGGAUCGUCGUCUUCCUGUCCAUCAGCGUCGCACUCAACGGCUACCUGUUGAAGGGCAUUGCGGCUGGAUCUGGCUUGGCAGCGAUGAAGGCAGUGAGAGACAAGGGCGUGCGCUUCCGUUCGCGGGUGCGCUCGAGGGUCAGGCCGGAGAAGGAGGAAGAGUCUCAGGAGCAGGAGCACAAGUCGGUCGUUCCUGCGUUCAUCAUUCCUUCCGCGGCACCUGUGACCGCUGUGCCCGUGCAAGUGCGUGAGCCUGUGCGUCCAGUGCUCAGUGCGCCGCUCAACCUCGCGAGCGUGGAUCUGAAGCUCCGAGAGGCUGCCAUCCGCGCACUACCAACGCCUGCGGGGACACUGUCACCCUCGAGCGACGCGGAGAACAGUUUUGUCAAGGAGUCUUGCAGCACCGGCCUUCGCUCACUUGAAGAGUGCAUUGACAUAUUCGAGAAUGGUCCAAGGCCCGUGUCGGUCGCACUGUCGACGUUAAGUGAUGAGGAGGUUAUCCUGCUUGCACAGAAUGGCAAGAUCGCCCCAUAUGCUCUCGAAAAGGUGCUUGGUGACCUGGAGAGAGCUGUUCUGAUUCGUCGCGCAUUGAUUUCUCGUGCGUCCAGGACGAAAACGUUGGAAUACUCUGAUGUACCAAUGAGUGGCUAUGAUUACUCUCGAGUGAUGGGUGCUUGCUGUGAGAACGUCAUUGGUUAUAUGCCCAUUCCGCUCGGCGUCGCUGGACCGUUGAAAGUCGAUGGCGAACUGUACCCGAUUCCGAUGGCUACCGCUGAGGGCACUCUCGUUGCUUCGACGUCUCGUGGCUGCAAGGCCCUCAACGCUGGUGGCGGUGUUACGACCGUGCUCACAUACGACGGCAUGACGCGUGGCCCAGCGAUCGAUUUCCCCUCCAUCGUCAUGGCUGCGCAGGCCCGAGCGUGGGUCGAGUCCGCCGAGGGCUACGCCGUUGUCAAGGAGGCAUUCGAGUCAACGUCGCGAUUCGCAAAGCUGCAAAACAUAAAGUGCGCCAUGGCCGGCCGGACGUUGUUCGUGCGCUUUGCUACCCGCACAGGCGACGCGAUGGGCAUGAAUAUGAUCUCGAAGGCUACGGAAAAGGCACUGGAGGCCAUGAGCAAGGAGUUCCCCGAGAUGGUUGUCCUCGCUCUCUCGGGCAACUACUGCACGGACAAGAAGGCUGCUGCGAUCAACUGGAUCGAGGGCCGUGGCAAGAGCGUUGUGGCUGAGGCCGUCAUUCCGGGCAAGGUUGUCAAGUCCGUGCUGAAGACGACUGUUGAAGCGCUCUGCAAUCUGAACACCAAGAAGAACCUUGUUGGCAGUGCCAUGGCCGGUUCGAUUGGUGGCUUCAAUGCACAUGCUGCGAAUAUCUUGACCGCGGUCUUCCUUGCGACCGGCCAGGACCCUGCGCAAAACGUGGAGAGCUCUCAAUGUAUGACGUUAAUGGAACCGACUAACGGCGGCGAGGAUCUGCUCAUGACCAUCACCAUGCCCUGCAUCGAAGUCGGCACCAUUGGUGGCGGUACCGUCCUUGCUCCGCAACAAGCCAUCCUGGAUCUGCUCGGCGUGAAGGGCGCGCACCCCACAAACCCCGGCCAGAAUGCCCAACAGCUUGCGCGAAUCAUUGCAUCAGCAGUCAUGGCGGGCGAACUGUCUCUUAUCAGCGCGCUCGCUGCAGGCCACCUCGUUCGUGCCCACAUGGCUCACAAUCGCUCUCAAGCGAAUACCCAAGCUAACACGCCGAGUACCUCGCGACCCGUCACACCCGGCCUCCCAUCUCCAGCAGCCAGUACGUUUUGGGCUGGUGGCGCGACUCAGGGCGUGAUAACACCCGUCACGUCUGGAUCGCAUUCUCCUGUGCCUGCCGGCUAUGUCGUGGACUCGAAGUAA